Messenger RNA from Halteromyces radiatus, 1197 nucleotides. Its product is annotated as FMN-dependent dehydrogenase. NCBI's taxonomy places the organism in Eukaryota, Fungi, Mucoromycota, Mucoromycetes, Mucorales, Cunninghamellaceae. The record is from RefSeq and is a predicted model, not a curated record. Gene Ontology annotation, molecular function: FMN binding; oxidoreductase activity. Bases 8 to 1141 code for a protein of 377 amino acids. The transcript is spliced from 6 exons.
AUUCAAUAUGCCAAAUCAUUUUCAACCUAUUACAAUAGAUGAUUUCGAAGCUCUUGCUCAAAAAUCACUCAAUGCAGCCAUUUUUGGAUAUUUUAGUUCAGGGGCUGAUAGUGAAAUGACUUUGCAACGAAAUAGACAAGCUUAUGACCAACUAUUGAUUAGACCUAAAAUAUUAGUCGAUGUGGAAAAAAUCGAUAUCUCAACAACCAUAUUAGGUCAGCACAUCCAAACACCUAUUGGUUUCUCCCCGACUGCUUUCCAUCAAAUGGCACAUGAUGAUGGUGAAUUGGCCACAGCCAGAGCGAGUGCUUCGUUGGGUACUUGUUAUUGUGCAGCCACUUAUAGUAAUUAUAGUAUGGAUGAUAUCCAAAAAGCAGCCCAAUCGAUUUCAAAGGACGCAUUACAAUGGUUCCAACUGUACGUAGAAAAAGAUCGGGAAGUCACGGCGAAAUUGGUGCGACAUUGUGAAAAAGUAGGUUACAAGGCAUUGGUGGUGACAGUAGAUCGACCUCGUUUGGGUCGUCGUUUGAUAGAUACUCGUACAGGGUUUAAACUACCCAGUCAUCUGCGAUUAGGGAACUUUAGUAAUGAAGACGACGAUGAUGAUGCUCGUACGGGAGAAGGCGCUUAUUUGACUGGUCAUAUUGAUGCAUCUUUAUCUUGGGCUGAUCUUGCUUGGUUACGUUCUUUGUCUUCUUUACCUAUCGUGUUAAAGGGUAUUUUUAGGGCUGAGGAUGCUCGUUUGGCUAUUCAACAUGGUGUAUCUGGUCUUAUUGUAUCUAAUCAUGGUGGUAGACAAUUAGAUGGAUGUCCUGCAACGUUGGAGGUCUUACCUGAAAUUGUGGAUGCUUGUAAGAACACUAAUGUGGAGGUCUAUAUAGAUGGAGGAAUCCGAAAAGGUACCGAUGUUUUCAAGGCACUUGCUCUUGGUGCUAGAGCAGUGUUCAUUGGUCGUCCAGUUCUAUGGGGAUUGGCAUAUGAUGGAGAAAAUGGAAUUAAACGUGUCUUGAAUCAUUUGAAUUAUGAUCUUCGACUUGCCAUGGCUUUAGCAGGUACAACAUCGAUCGAUAGUAUUUCUUCUGAUUAUGUAGUGCCUUCAUCUUAUUAUUCCUUUGAAAACAAGAUAAAAUCAAAAUUAUAAAAUAGAAACAAAAGAAUGCUUCAUUAGCAUAAACAUACACAGAGUAACAAUAAACG